This is a messenger RNA of Cololabis saira (Pacific saury), 610 nucleotides long. Its product is annotated as histone H4. The transcript has a single exon. Gene Ontology annotation, molecular function: structural constituent of chromatin; DNA binding; protein heterodimerization activity. Lineage: Eukaryota; Metazoa; Chordata; Actinopteri; Beloniformes; Belonidae. The record is from RefSeq and is a predicted model, not a curated record. Gene Ontology annotation, biological process: nucleosome assembly. The coding region runs from base 8 to 319 and encodes 103 amino acids. Gene Ontology annotation, cellular component: nucleosome.
AUUCAACAUGAGCGGACGAGGAAAAGGAGGAAAGGGUCUCGGUAAAGGAGGCGCUAAGCGUCACCGUAAAGUCCUCCGUGACAACAUCCAGGGAAUCACCAAACCUGCCAUCCGCCGUCUGGCUCGCCGCGGGGGGGUGAAGCGUAUCUCCGGUCUGAUCUACGAGGAGACCCGCGGUGUGCUGAAGGUCUUCCUGGAGAACGUGAUCCGUGAUGCCGUCACCUACACCGAGCACGCAAAGAGGAAGACGGUGACCGCCAUGGAUGUGGUGUACGCGCUCAAGAGACAGGGACGCACCCUGUACGGAUUCGGGGGUUAAACCAUCUAACCGUUUCAACCAAACAACGGCUCUUUUCAGGGCCACCCACCUGAUCUGAGAGCAAAUUACCGACAUUUAUACGCACACAUUGAAAAUGACCGCAUAAUUCCUGAAUCUCUUAUUUUGAAAUCGCACGGCUAAUAUAAGCGUUUAUCUAUAUAUUUAUCUAUAUGUUCGUGUUCAGUCUAUCGUCAACUGUCACCCGCAACCCACUGCUGAAUGAAGUGCUAGUUUGCUCCCUUGGAAAGUGGAGCGAGGUAUGAAAUUCAGUAACACUUCCGUUAUUGCAAU